AGAAAUACUUGUGUACCUUUUUACUUUGGCAACUGGAGAACAAAACCUGUCAUGCUAUGUUUUGGUACAACCAGUAUCCUGGUUACAUCUGUGCUUUUAUUAUAUGUCCCAGAUUGUCUGGGGCAGGACUAUCCCUUCAUGAAUCCUUCACUGCCAUGGGAUGCACGAGUGAAGGAUUUGAUCGGCAGACUUAGCCUUGAUGAGAUGGUACUUCAGAUGGCAAGAGGAGGUGCACUGAAAAAAAUGGUCCAGCUCCAGCCAUCCCUCGCUUGGGUGUGAAGCCCUAUAACUGGAACACAGAAUGUCUGAGAGGGGAUGUCCAAGCCCCAGGCUGGGCUACUUCUUAUCCUCAGGCUUUAGGACUGGCUGCAUCAUUCAGCCCAGAACUGGUAGGCAGAGUAGCUAAUGCUACCGCCACUGAAGUGAGAGCCAAACAUAAUUAUUUUAUGUCCAUUGGGAACUAUGAUGACCACACUGGGCUUAGCUGCUUCAGUCCUGUGAUAAAUAUCAUGCGGCAUCCACUUUGGGGAAGAAACCAAGAAACAUAUGGAGAAGAUCCCUAUCUUAGUGGAAUUCUAGCUGCCGCGUUUGUAAAAGGACUGCAGGGAGACCAUCCUCGCUAUAUUAAAACGAAUGCAGGCUGCAAGCACUUUGAUGUACAUGGGGGCCCUGAGAAUGUACCAGUUUCAAGAUUCAGUUUUGAUGCCAAGGUGGAGGAAAGAGAUUGGAGAAUGACAUUUUUGCCUCAGUUUCAGGCUUGCGUUGAAGCUGGGACCUACAGUGUCAUGUGUAGCUACAAUAGAGUGAAUGGAAUUCCUGCUUGUGCGAAUGAAAAGCUGCUGACAAACAUCCUUCGCAAAGAAUGGGGUUUUGAAGGCUAUGUUGUCAGCGACGAGGGUGCACUUGAAUUUAUCAUGAUGGAGCACAAGUACACCAGCAGCUUCCUGGAAACAGCAAUAGUUUCUGUCAAUUCUGGAUGUAAUUUGGAGCUGGCAUUUAAUCUGUUGGACAAUGUUUUCAUGAAAAUUAAAGAUGCGGUCACAUAUGGAAAUAUCACUAUAGAGACCGUGAAACAACGUUUAUACCCCUUGUUCUACACACGAAUGCGUUUGGGAGAGUUUGACCCUCCAGGCAUGAAUCCUUACAGUGCUUUAGACCUGAGUUCUGUUCAGAGCCAAGAGCACAGAGACCUUGCAGUGGAAGCUGCUAUAAAGAGCUUUGUCCUGCUAAAGAAUCUUAAGGACACAUUACCAUUGGAUUUCCGGAGCAUCAAAGGAAAGAAAUUUGGGGUAAUUGGCCCAUUUGCCAAUGAUCCCAAAGGACUAUUCGGAGACUAUGAACCAUAUCCAGAUCCUCAGUAUGUUAUAACUCCCAGGGAUGGCAUCGCAGAGCUUCCAGUGCAGGUCAGUUUUGCAGCUGGCUGUGGAGAUGCUAAGUGCGAAACAUACUUCCCAGAUGAGAUAAAAGAGUUAGUCCAAUCUGUAGAUAUUACAGUUGUAUGCCUUGGAACUGGUGUGACUGUAGAAAGUGAGGGGAUAGAUCGAAAGAAUUUAUCUCUACCUGGCUUCCAAUCCACAUUACUCAGUGAUGCUGUAGCCUCAGCUGCAGGACGUCCUGUUAUUCUGCUGCUCUUUAAUGCUGGUCCUUUGGACAUUUCCUGGGCCAAGGAAAGUGAGGAUGUGCAUGCCAUUCUGGAGUGCUUUUUCCCUGCACAAGCUGCAGGCACGGCUAUUACUAAGGUUUUAAUAGGAGCACAAGAGGCAAAUCCUGCAGGCAGGUUGCCAGCCACAUGGCCUGCAAGCAUGGAGCAGGUCCCUGCCAUGGAAAACUACACAAUGCAAGGGCGGACAUAUCGGUAUUAUGGGAGCCAAGUUCCUCUCUACCCAUUUGGCUAUGGGCUUUCCUAUACCAUGUUUCAUUAUAGUAACCUGGAAGUCAACCCAAGUCUUUUGCAUCCUUGUGACACUCUUCUCUUGUCUGUGAAUGUGAAAAAUACCGGCUUAAGAAUGGGGGUUGAGGUGGUACAGGUGUAUAUGAGCUGGUGGACUGCUUCUGUGCCGGUUCCUCAUUGGCAGUUGGUAGGAGUUCAACGGGUAACAAUUCCAGUAGGCAGUUCUGUAAAGGUCUCUAUUAAAAUCCUACCAAGGCAGCGAGCAGUUUGGACUGACAACUGGAUACUUGAGCCUGGAGAAUUUGCCAUUUAUGCUGGGGGACAGCAACCCUAUCAAAUUACAAGUGUGCCAUCCAAUGUUCUGCAAGCCACCUUUAUAGUUGUGGGGACAUCUCGUCCUCUCAGUAUUUGCUGA
Staurois parvus is the source of this 2306-nucleotide messenger RNA. NCBI's taxonomy places the organism in Eukaryota, Metazoa, Chordata, Amphibia, Anura, Ranidae. The record is from the annotation of a GenBank genome assembly.